AUGCUUUCCAAUCAAUGUUUAUAUUCGUUUGAUAUUAAAUGGCUUGGAAGAACUGAAGUGCCACCACCAAAUACAAACAAAAUCUUAUCCAAUGUAUUUCAAAAACUCAAAGGAUCAGUACCAAUUGAAUUAGAACUAUCGUUACAAGAAUACACGAUAUAUUCUAUUAGAGCUGUAACAAUACCAAGAAUGGAUAAAACUUUAUGUGUCGAUUCGUAUCUAAAUAAAAAUACUGUGCAUGGACAAAGUCGAUGGCCAUAUAAUAGAUGUGUCUUCAACAGUCAAUUGUUCCAUUGCAAUGAGAUUAUUAUGGAUAAGGAUUAUCGGAUCAACGACGAAUUUCUUUCUUUAUCACCACCUAUUGUUCCUUGGCAUCAAGUUACAUCGCUUAGUAUUGCUCAUCCAUUCAAUUCAACUCAUUUGCGCCUUCUCUUUUCGCAAGCGAUUAACCUACGUACUCUAGAACUACAUUACAGAAGAGAAAUUGAGUACACAUGUGAUUCGAAAAGGGAAAAUUUAAUUCAUCUCUUUAACGAUGCUUCUUUGUGUAAUAUGCUCAUGUCAAAUGGUUUACGACAACUUAAUCUUUUUUUCGCUAUACAUCAAUCAAAUUUGGUAAAAAUUGCCUAUUUAAUCACCGAACGACUACCUCAUUUGCAAGUUAUAAAACUAGAUGGUCUUAGCGAUCAUUUGAUUGAAAUGUCACAUAUGUUUAUCAAUCGUCUCGAGAAAUUAAAUUUUCUCACUAUUACUGGUGGUAUUGAAGAUGGUAAAAUUUAUGAAAAUGCAUUGCGACGUAUUCAUUCAAAACGAAUAAUAAGUAAAAAAUUAUAUUUUUAUGAUCUUCAUGGUGAAAUGACUAAAAUAAAAGUUGUGGCUAAUGAAAGAUAUUAUGACAAUAUUAAAGAAUUUAAUCAUGUUAAUGAACGUAUUCAUCGUGGAGAUAUUAUUGGUGUUAAAGGACGACCAAGUCGUCCAUUAAAAGGUGAAUUAAGUAUAAUUCCUAGUGAAAUAAUAAUUUUAACAGCAUCAUUACAUCAAUUACCUCAUUCACAUUAUCGUUUUAAAGAUAAAGAAACACGUUAUCGUGAACUUUAUCUUGAUUUAAUGAUAAAUCAUGAUGUUCGAGAAAGAUUUAUUAUAAAAGCUAAAAUAAUUUCUUAUCUUAGAAAUUUUUUUCAUCAAUUAGGUUUUCUUGAAGUUGAAACACCAAUGAUGAGUAUGGUUGCAGGUGGAGCAACAGCUAAACCAUUUAUUACAUAUCAUAAUGAUUUAAAUAUGAAUUUUCUAUAUGCGUGUUGCACCUGA
Molecule: messenger RNA, 1308 nt
Organism: Rotaria sp. Silwood2
Lineage: Eukaryota; Metazoa; Rotifera; Eurotatoria; Philodinida; Philodinidae
Source: the annotation of a GenBank genome assembly